AUGCCUCACAACCUUACAUGUGACAAAAACCUGGGUGACCUCCUCAAUGACCUCAACACUGUGAACUCUACUGAUUUAGAAAGUAUUGCCAGCAGUGCUCAAAUCCUGACAUCCAAACCUGAAAAUCUCAGUGCUGAGAACAUCACCGUUGCAGCCAAUAUUGCUAAAGACCUCCUGCGCAACAGUGCAUCAGAGGGAGUUGUCAUUGCAGCAGUGACCACCAUCAGCCAGCUCCUGAAUGCCAGAAAUUUAGACCUCUCUUCACAGACCCGCAAUGCCACAGAGAGUAAGUCCUGGAUGAACAAUUCUACUGUUAUGCUGGUGUGCACCUACUUGUCCCUGCUGGUCUUCAACCUCCUGUUCCUGAUCAGUGCCAGCAGUGAUCCCACGGCAGGGGUGGACAAUGCAAUUAGCAAUGACUUCAACGACCGUAACAUCCCCCUGUUGUCAGACCAGCACAUUGACCCUGAUGUGGGCUACUGCACAACAAAGACAGCCUUAAUGCACUUCUUCCUGCUGGCCACAUUCACCUGGAACGCAAUAUACGCUCUGCAGAUGCUACUCACUAACCUAAGGAGAGUGCAACUGAGGCACAGCAAGUCAUCACAGUUGCGCCUCAACAUGAUGACUUUGACAGCUGGCUGGGCAGAGUUAGUUUACUUCAUUGUUACAACCACAAUGCAAACAAGACGUGCAAAUCGGCACAAUAUGCACAAUCCAAACAACUGGAACAUCAUGAAGCAGUUCCUUAGCUCCCUUUCCCUGGCUGUGCUCCUUGGUCUGUCGUGGCUGCUUGGGUAUCUGAUGCUAUUGACCCAUGACUCAAAAGUUCAUAAUGUUCUAAGCAUUAUCUUCUGCAUCUUCAACACCACCCAGGGCUUGCAGAUCUUCCUUCUAAUGCCAGACUGGGGGCAGGUCUUCAUCAAGAUGCAUUCUUUACCCCCUCUUGUUGUUGUUCUCCGACUGAAUUCAAAAACAUAUCACAUCCGACCUCACCAACACAAUGCUCCCCAUGAUGUAUACAGGAGGACUGAAACCAGCUUCAGCUCCAGCUUUCAGAGCUUGUCUCCUUCCCAGGACUGGCACUCAGAGCCAGAAGAGAUGCAAUGCAAAACAAUGGAAGACAUCACAACCUUGUUGUUCUCCACCUUGGAAGAGUUGGUUAAAGAUGAGCUGAAGCGAUUCAGAUUCUAUUUGUCCCAGAAGAACCUUCUGGAAGGAUACAAACACAUACCCAAGGGUCAGCUGGAGAAGACAAGUCCAACCGACAUUGUGGCGAGAAUGGUGGAGAGCAAUGGGAGGCAAGGGGCACUAGAGAUCACUCUUUACAUCCUGAAGAAAAUGACUCAGCUGGAGCUCGCAAGCAGACUGGAGAAAGCAUGCAAGCAAAGUAAAAUUAUUUUCCUUUUCAAAAAAGUCAUGAAGAAAGCACAGGUGGCUCUUAAAUAUUGCCUGACUGCAAAGUAUAGAGAGAUAUCAGAAGGUGUGGCCAAACAGGGAAACAAAACCCUGCUUAAUGACAUCUACACAGACGUCUAUGUGACAGAGGGCGAAUGCGAAGGGAUCAACAGCGAACAUGAAGUAAGGCAGGUGGAGAGAGCAUCAAAGAAGCAGACUUCUCCAGAAAUUGCAGUGCUGUGUAACAACAUUUUCAAACCCUUACCUGGACAGAAAAAGCAAAUUAGAACAGUAGUGACAAAGGGCAUAGCUGGGAUUGGAAAAACUGUUUCAGUGCAGAAAUUCAUCCUUGACUGGGCAGAAGGAAAGUGUAACCAGGACAUAUAUUUCACCUUCAUUCUUCCUUUCCGUGAACUGAACUCUAUCAAGAAUGAACAGUACAGUUUGCUGAAACUUCUUUACUACUUCCAUCCUGAGCUGGAACCAUAUGGAAAUGUUCUCAGGGGUGACGAAAAGGUUUUAUUCAUCUUCGAUGGUCUUGAUGAAAGCAGGAUCCAGCUUAAUUUUCAGCUAAAAAAGUGGUCUGAUGUAUCAGACCCAACUUCAGUGGACGUGUUGCUAACAAAUCUUAUUAAGGGAAAUAUACUUCCUUCAGCUCUCUUGUGGAUUACCACUAGGCCAGCAGCUGCCAGUCAAAUCCCUCCUGAGUUUGUCCACCGGGUAACAGAUGUGCAAGGGUUUAAAGACCAACAGAAAGAGGAGUAUUUCAAGAAAAGGUUCAGUCACAAUGAAGUCUUGUCCAGGAGAGCAGUCACAUAUGUCAAGUCAACACGGAGUCUUUACAUUAUGUGUCAUAUACCAGUCUUCUGUUGGAUCUCAGCCACUGUUCUGGAGCAGAUGUUGGAUGGAGCAGACCAAGGGGGCUCCACUUGCCCAAAAACCCUCACUCAGAUGUACACGCGUUUCUUGCUCAUUUUAUCUAACAUGAAAAACCAGAAAUAUGUUGGAGAUCCUGCCUCUGAGACAAAGAAAGAUGCUGAAAAAGAGAAAGAGAUCAUUCUGAAGUUAGGAAGACUGGCAUUUGAGCACCUAGAGAAAGGAAUCCUUACAUUUUAUGAAGAUGACUUGAUGAAGUGUGGUGUUGAUGUCAGUGAAGCUUCUGUCUACUCUGGAGUGUGCACAGAAAUUUUCAAAGAUUCUGAAAUCACUCGAGGGAAAGUGUUCAGUUUCAUACAUCUGAGCAUCCAGGAAUAUUUUGCAGCCCUUUAUGUACUUCUGACAUACCGAAAUGAGAAAGUAAACCUGUUUGAAAACCAGACACUGGGUCAAAAGUUUUCAAAGCUGUUCAAAAAAAGCUCAUUGUUUGAUUUGCAUAAAGGAGCAGUGGACAAAGCCUUACACUGCAGCAAUGGAGAGCUGGAUCUCUUUCUUCGGUUCCUUCUGGGAAUCUCAAGAGAGUCACAUGAGUCGACAAGCCUCUUGAGGAACCUCAUCACAAAAGCCGAGGCCAGCAACCAGAGUCUUGGAGAAACAAUCAAAUACAUCAAGGGAAAAAUCAAGAAGAAUCCAUCUCCAGAGAGCAGCAUCAAUCUCUUUCACUGCCUGAUUGAGCUUGAUGAUACAUCUUUGGUUGAGGAGGUCCAAUCCUACCUCAGAACAGGUAGCCUAGAGGGAAAGGAAGAAUCCCUCUCUCCUGCACAUUGGUCAGCAAUGGCCUAUGUUCUGCUUAUGUCUGAACACGUGUUGCAGGAGUUUGACCUGAAGAAAUACAUUAAGUCAGAUGAGGGACUUCUGAGGUUGCUGCCUGUGAUCAAAUAUUCCAGGGUUGCCCUGCUGGACAACUGCAACCUCACCAAGACUGGUUGUGAAUCCCUUAGCCAGGCCCUCAGCUCUGAUAUAAGAGAGCUCAUCCUAAGUCACAACGACCUGAAAGAUGCAGGAGUGAAACUGCUUGCUUCUGGAUUGGAGGCUCCAGAUUGCAAACUGGAGAAACUAUGGCUGGAUGGGUGCAACCUCACUGGAAAGAGCUGUGAAAGGCUUGCCAUGGCCUUGCCCAAAUCUCGCUUCCUAAAAGAACUUGAUCUGAGUGAUAACAACCUCCAGGACCAAGGGACAGAGAAGCUCUCAGAGGGUCUAGCCAACUCACCAUGCAAUUUGGAAAUACUACGGUUGAAAUGGUGCAAAAUCACAGAGAAAAGCUGUGAAGCACUGAAAAAUGUUCUCGGAUCAAAAUCAUCUAAACUGAAAGAGUUUGACUUGAGUGACAAUGACCUACACGAUUCUGGGGUGAAGCUGCUAUGUGAUGGACUGGAGAAUUCAAACUGCAAACUGGAGACACUGAGCCUUAACAGGUGUGGACUCUUGACAAUGGCUUGUGAGGCCUUAGCAAUGGCCAUCAGCACCAGUUCUACAAAGCUGAGGCAACUGAGCCUGAAGGACAAUGACCUGCAGGACACAGGGGUGAAGGUCUUGUGUGAGGGACUGAAAAACCACCAAUGCAAGCUAAAGAAACUAAGUUUGUCUGGCUGUAGAGUCACAGAAGGAGGAUGUGCGUCUCUGGCUUCAGCUCUGCGUUCAAACCCCUCACACCUGAGAGAACUGGACCUGAGCUACAAUCAUCCAGGGGACUCAGGAGUGAAGCUGCUAUCUGCUGAACUUCAGGAUACUAAAUGUAAACUGAAGAAGCUUAAUGUGGACCAGAUUGGAGAGAAGAGGAACAAAGCAGGAUUUCUGAAAUAUGCAUGCCAGCUAUCCUUAGAUCCCAACACUGCGCACAAACACCUGUCUCUGUCUGAGGAGAAGCGAAAGGCGAGCCUGGAGGCUGAUCAGACCUAUCCUAGCCAUCCAGAGAGGUUUGAGCGCCUUGAACAGGUACUGUGUGUCCAGGGUCUGCUCAAUGGCCGAUUCUACUGGGAAGCUGAGUGGCGCAGCUGCUGGGUGUCCUUGGGUGUAGCGUACAAGAGCAUGGGUCGCAAAGGUAAAGGUGACGACAGCCGACUUGGCCACAACGAGCAAUCUUGGAGCCUGAUCUGCUCAGAAGGAGGGUACUCUGCCAAGCACAGUGGAAAGCUGAUGGAUGUUCCCCUCCCAAGCACCAAGCCCAGUAGAAUUGGGGUGUACCUGGACUGCCCUGGAGGAAUGCUGUCAUUCUAUAGCAUCUCCUCUGACACAGUGAAAAUGCUGCACUCGUUCCGUUCCACAUUUACUGAGCCCCUCUAUCCCGCAUUCGGCAUUGGGUUGGAAAUCAAGGUUGGGCAAAGUCAUCGUCUCGACAGUUGGAAUGAACCAUCCUAUGUGUCCCUGUGCCAGAUGGCAUGA
Molecule: messenger RNA, 4716 nt
Organism: Scleropages formosus (Asian bonytongue)
Lineage: Eukaryota; Metazoa; Chordata; Actinopteri; Osteoglossiformes; Osteoglossidae
Product: NACHT, LRR and PYD domains-containing protein 3-like
Exons: 16
Coding region: 1-4716 (1571 amino acids)
Biological process (GO): G protein-coupled receptor signaling pathway
Cellular component (GO): membrane
Molecular function (GO): G protein-coupled receptor activity; protein binding
Source: RefSeq, a predicted model, not a curated record